CAAAAAACUGGAUUCUAAGUCCCGACGCGCACAGACUCCAACAGUGGAAGCGAUAUCAGUGCUUUGCUGCUAAGAAAACAAGGUGGGCCUGCCCGAAUAAGAAGAGCAUCAUGUCCACUGCUAUGAAUCUUUGUCACAUUCAAAUCACGUACUUUCUUUCGCAGCAACGAGAGCGGUCAAUGAAUCCUCGCUACCAAUCGGACACGGCUUAAACGAUAUCUCAAUUAUUGAUAAGAAACAUCUUCCUUGACAAGUAUAUACAAUCAGAGCACAUUGAAUGCGACAAGCGGACCUGGAAUAUUGAAAGCACAAGACUAACGAUGUGGCCCUGGCUCUUCUUUAUCACAGCCGCUCUGUCGCUAAUACGGACGGCUGCUGCACUGACGCUUCAAAAGCGAGACACACCAGCAGUUGUGGCAUUGGACAUCAAACGUAACAAUAUAUCGGAUCCUAUUACAAGAGACCGAGUGAGACGUAAACGAGAGGAGACAGUGGGUCAAACACUUGACAACGAGGAGACCCUUUACUUCUGCAAUGUGACGCUUGGUACACCUGAACAGAGUCUACGUCUGGUCUUGGAUACUGGAAGCAGUGAUUUGUGGUGCAAUGCACCUAAUUCAACACUUUGCUCCUCAUCUGCUGACUCGUGCGGCGCAUCCGGAACGUAUGAUGUAAAUGACUCUUCGACUUUCACAUUUGUUUCCUCGGAUUUCAACAUAUCAUACGCGGAUGGAACAGGCGCAGCUGGCAUAUAUGCCAGUGACACACUACACAUAGGAGACGCCGCUUUGGAAGGCUUUCAGUUCGGGAUCGGCUUUUCUUCCAGUUCUUCAGAGGGUGUCUUGGGCAUUGGGUACCCGUCAAACGAGGUGCAGGUGGGUCGCUUCGGUGACAGUGCUUAUCCCAACCUCCCUAAUGCUAUGGUCAGGGAUGGCCUGAUUAAGUCCAAUGCAUACAGUUUAUGGCUGAAUGAUCUGGACUCGAGCACGGGCUCGAUCUUGUUUGGGGGGGUCAAUACGGAGAAAUAUCAUGGGGAGCUCGAGACCCUGCCCAUACAAAAGGUGGGCGGCGUCUACUCGGAAUUUAUCAUUGCCUUGACUGGUGUUGCUCUAAGUAGCAAGUCGAGCAAGCGCAACUACUCGUCGGAUGACCUUCCAGCCGCAGUGUUAUUAGAUUCUGGAAGUUCACUUACCUAUCUUCCAGACUCCAUCGUUGAAGAUAUCUACAACGAUCUUAAUGUUGUCUAUGAGAAAUCAUCAGGGAUCGGAUACGUGCCGUGCAGCUCGGCACAGAAGGAUAUAAAUAUCACGUAUACCUUCUCAUCUCCUGCUAUCUCUGUUGGCAUUGACGAACUUAUCCUUGACAUCGGGGAUCUAUACUUCCAGAACGGCAAGCGCGCUUGCAUUUUCGGUAUAAUUCCUGCCGGUGACAGUACAGCUGUUCUGGGCGACACUUUUUUACGCAGCGCAUAUGUGGUCUAUGACCUAUCAAACAACGAGAUUUCCCUUGCUAACACCAAUUUCAAUGCAACUAAGGAUAAUAUUCUGGAGAUUGGAACUGGAGAAGACUCUGUACCAGGUGCGACUAAGGUGUCCAAUCCCGUGACUUCAGUUGCAGCCAAUGGCUCUGGGGCCAGGAUUGGAGGCCCAACGGGUUCUGUAUACACAGAAGUUCCAUCUACAGCUAGCGGAGGCGGCAAAGCCCGGGGAAUGUCAAACAUGGUCAGGUUUAUUUUAUUUGAGGCAGCAGUCAGUUUCUAUGUAUUGUUUGUGUUUUAAGUUUAGAUGCAGAUAUAACAGGU
Molecule: messenger RNA, 1801 nt
Organism: Aspergillus homomorphus CBS 101889
Lineage: Eukaryota; Fungi; Ascomycota; Eurotiomycetes; Eurotiales; Aspergillaceae
Product: pepsin-like aspartic protease
Exons: 3
Coding region: 321-1778 (485 amino acids)
Biological process (GO): proteolysis
Molecular function (GO): aspartic-type endopeptidase activity
Source: RefSeq, a predicted model, not a curated record